Molecule: messenger RNA, 1090 nt
Organism: Homarus americanus (American lobster)
Lineage: Eukaryota; Metazoa; Arthropoda; Malacostraca; Decapoda; Nephropidae
Exons: 3
Coding region: 246-692 (148 amino acids)
Source: RefSeq, a predicted model, not a curated record
GCCAGUGGCACCCUGCUCCUUUGUGGAACUGGGAUUGGAUUACGGGAAUCUUCACUCCAUCCAUCUGGACCAAACCCACUACCUCCAUUGACGCCAACAUCCAUGGCGACGUAAGCAUCAACCAGGAGAACAAGCCCUUCGGAUUCUGGUGGCCUAAACCAGUUCUUGGCAACUCGGUGCCGACGACGACGACGUACGAACCAGAAGUGGUGGAAAAGGUCACCAAACCUAGCGUGACCGAGGUGAUGGUCCUGCGCUACCCAGAGUUCAUCAAGACUAUCGGCCAAGGUAUCAAGAAGGUGACUAAUGCGGUUCAUGACUUUGGGUUCGGAGUGUCAGAGAGUAUAGUGAACAAGUUCCAGGGCCUGAAGAGCGUACCCACAGCUUUAGGUGCUGGAGUAGCUGCUAUCAUUCCUCUUGACGACGCUGACAAAACUACACCCAAACCUGGGCCUGGCAUCUUCUUCCCCACACCCUCCCUCCCCACCUUCCCCAAGCCACAGCUGCCUGUCUUACCCUCACUACCCACCAUAUCGAAGCCCAACUUUGGUUCCCUGUUCAACAAACCUACAGGGUCGCUGUCGUUAUCUGGGUCCGGGUCUCUGUCUGUUAACUCUGGUGAUGAAGCAGAGACACAUUACGGAAGUAAUGGACCCUCACAGUCUACUUUAUUUGUAAAUAAAUUUGUAUAAGUGCACGUUAACUUCCACUCAUCAAGGAAGAAGGCAUAGUGAGUGCAUGCCCUCCCUUGACUAUCGUGGUCAUCGUCAAAUGCUCUCUUCUAUUUCUGAGUCUCAUGCCAAGGUAUGGGGACCGUUUUCCUGUUUCUUCUUCUUCUUCGUCGGUAAUUAUUCUUGUACUUUGGCCAAUCAUAGUUACAAAAAUGGUUCCAAUAAUCAAUCACCCAUCACCCUUUUACUCUAUACCGUAUUCAGGAAGUUUUUCUUAUUUAUAAUCUCUUUUUAACUUAUUGUAAGAAAGUGUUUGAGGAGAACAUAAAGUCUUCUCGACGUAUGUGAUCAUAAAGAGUUUGUAGUAUUUAUACUUUUAGGUUGUUAUUUGUUUUGUUUGAUUAAAUAAGUUUUGUUUA